Megalops cyprinoides (Indo-Pacific tarpon) is the source of this 4775-nucleotide messenger RNA. RefSeq names its product myosin IEa (gene myo1ea). Gene Ontology annotation, cellular component: microvillus; vesicle; cytoplasm. The coding region runs from base 275 to 3643 and encodes 1122 amino acids. Gene Ontology annotation, biological process: actin filament organization; vesicle transport along actin filament. NCBI's taxonomy places the organism in Eukaryota, Metazoa, Chordata, Actinopteri, Elopiformes, Megalopidae. The record is from RefSeq and is a predicted model, not a curated record. The transcript has 29 exons. Gene Ontology annotation, molecular function: actin filament binding; ATP binding; microfilament motor activity.
UACAGUCUGUAAUGUAUCUGUGCGCGUGUAGAUGAUCGCUGCAGUUCAACAGUAACUAUGGGGAGGGGGAACGAUUGGUCCUGAGGAGAUUCUGACUGUCCCGAUUUGGAGCACUGCAGGGAUUCGAGUGUGCAUUGGAUUUUUAUUUUCCUAUCUGUUUUUAGAUUUGUCUGAUCGAAAACGAUCGCUUGUAGAGAUUAAUCAAGACAACGCCUCCUCAAAACGGAAUAAUACAUCAGAACACAAAUAAUCCCUGUAAAAGUAAAGAGAAAUAAUGGGGAGCAGGGGGCACUACCGGUACCACUGGCAGAGCCACAAUGUCAAACAGAGCGGGGUGGACGACAUGGUCCUGCUCACCAAGAUCAACGAGGACGCCAUCGUGGAGAACCUCAAGAAGAGAUACAUGGACGACUACAUCUUCACGUACAUCGGACCCGUGCUCAUCUCUGUCAACCCCUUCAAGCAGAUGCCCUACUUCGGGGACAAGGAGGUGGAGAUGUACCAGGGCGCGGCCCAGUAUGAGAACCCGCCCCACAUCUACGCUCUGGCCGACAACAUGUACAGGAACAUGAUGAUUGACCGUGAGAACCAGUGCGUCAUCAUCAGUGGCGAAAGCGGUGCAGGGAAAACCGUGGCUGCAAAGUACAUCAUGAGCUACAUCUCCAGAGUGUCGGGUGGAGGGCCCAAAGUUCAGCACGUCAAAGACAUCAUCCUCCAGUCCAACCCGCUGCUGGAAGCCUUCGGGAAUGCCAAGACCGUGAGGAACAACAACUCCAGCAGAUUUGGGAAAUACUUUGAGAUCCGGUUCAGCUCGGGAGGCGAGCCAGACGGCGGGAAAAUCUCCAACUUCCUGCUGGAAAAAUCACGUGUGGUCAUGAGGAAUCCGGGAGAGAGGAGCUUUCAUAUAUUUUAUCAGUUAAUAGAAGGAGCCAGCGGAGACCAAAAGAGUAGUCUGGGAAUCACGAAUUUAGAUUACUACAAUUACCUCAAUCAGUCCGGAUCCUACAAAGUGGACGAUAUCAACGACAAGAGCGACUUCCAGGAGACAAUGCACGCCAUGAACGUGAUUGGUAUCAAGCCAGAGGACCGCACCCUGGUCCUGCAAAUCGUGGCGGGGGUGCUGCACCUGGGCAACAUCAACUUCAAGGAGGCGGGGAACUACGCCGCGGUCGAGAGCGAGGAAUUCCUGGCUUUCCCCGCCUUCCUGCUGGGCAUCGACCAGAAGAGGCUGAAGGACAAGCUCACCAGCCGCAAGAUGGAUAGCAAGUGGGGCGGCAAGUCCGAGUCCAUCGACGUCACCCUGAACGUGGAGCAGGCCUGCUACACCCGCGACGCCCUCUCCAAGGCCCUCCACGCCCGCGUCUUCGAUUAUCUGGUGGAGUCCAUCAACAAAGCCAUGGUGAAGGAACAUCAAGAAUUAAAUAUAGGGGUGCUGGAUAUUUAUGGAUUUGAAAUUUUUCAGAAAAAUGGCUUUGAACAGUUCUGCAUCAACUUUGUGAACGAAAAACUCCAGCAGAUUUUCAUUGAACUGACACUGAAAGCUGAACAGGAAGAGUAUGUACAAGAAGGAAUCAAAUGGUCCCCCAUCGAAUACUUCAACAACAAGAUAGUCUGUGAUCUCAUUGAGAGCAAAGUGAAUCCUCCGGGCAUUAUGAGUAUCCUGGACGACGUGUGCGCCACCAUGCACGCGGUGGGCGAGGGCGCAGACCAGACCAUGCUGCAGAAACUGCGGGUGCAGAUCAACUCCCACGAGCACUUCAACAGCUGGAACCAGGGCUUCAUCAUUCACCACUACGCUGGCAAGGUGUCCUAUGACGCGGAAGGAUUCUGUGAGCGCAACCGGGACGUCCUGUUCACAGACCUCAUCGAGCUGAUGCAAAGCAGUGAAAUAGCCUUCAUCCGGGCCCUGUUCCCAGAGAACCUCAACGCGGAGAAGAAAGGCAGACCCACCACUGCGGGCAGCAAAAUCAAGAAACAAGCCAAUGACCUGGUGGGCACCCUGAUGAAGUGCACCCCGCACUAUAUCCGCUGCAUCAAGCCCAACGAGACCAAGAAGCCCAAGGACUGGGAGGAGGGACGCGUGAAGCACCAAGUGGAGUACCUGGGUCUUAAGGAGAACAUUCGUGUCCGGCGUGCUGGCUACGCCUACAGGAGAGUGUUCAGGAAGUUCCUCAACAGGUACGCCAUCCUGACGAAGGAGUCGUGGCCGACGUGGCGCGGGGACGAGAAACAGGGCGUCCUGCACCUCCUGCGCUCCGUCAACAUGGACCAGGACCAGUUCCAGCUGGGCCGGACCAAGGUCUUCAUCAAAGCCCCCGAGUCGCUCUUCCUGCUGGAGGAGACCAGGGAGCGCAAGUUUGACGGCUACGCCAGGGCCAUACAGAAAGCCUGGCGCAAGUACGUGGCCCGCAAGAAGUACGUCCAGAUGAGGGAGGAAGCCUCCGACCUGCUGCUGAACCGGAAGGAGCGCCGGCGGCACAGCCUGAACAGGAACUUCGUGGGGGACUACCUGGGCAUGGACGACCGGCCCGAGCUGCGCCAGUUCCUGGGCAAGAGGGAGAAGAUCGACUUCGCUGACAAAGUCACCAAAUAUGACCGCCGCUUCAAGAGCAUAAAGCGAGACCUGAUCCUGACCCCGAAGUGCGUCUACCUGAUCGGGAGGGAGAAGGUGAAGCAGGGGCCGGAGCGAGGUCAGGUGACCGAGGUGCUGAAGCGCAGGAUCGAGGUGGAGAAGAUCCUGGCCGUGUCCCUCAGUACCAUGCAGGACGACUUCCUGAUCCUGCACGAGCAGGAGUACGACAGCCUGCUGGAGUGCACCUUCAAGACCGAGUUCAUCAGUCUCCUGGCCCGCCGGUUCGAGGAGAAGACACAGAGGAAGCUACCUCUCAAGUUUGGCACAACGCUUGAUCUGAAGCUGAAGAAGGAGAGCUGGGGUCCCUGGAGCGCCGGCGGCUCCCGGCAGGUGCAGUUUGUCCCCGGCCAGGGUGACGAGGCCAUACUGCGCCCCUCCAGCAAGACGCUGCAGGUCAGCAUCGGCCCCGGCCUGCCGAAGAACACGCGCCCCACCAAAAAGAAUGUUGCUCAGACCCGCUCAAGCCAGUCCAGAACCCACCAGCACUACCCAUCCAGGGCCGCCCCCGGACCUCCAGUUGCCCACCAGAACGGGGGGCUGAAAAACACCAAUCACACUGCCAACCAGAGGAACGCAUCACAGCAGCAUGCCAAUCAGAGGCCGCCGUCGGGCAGCGCGAACCGCCCCUUCCUGCCUCCGGCGCUCAGCGCCAGCCAGCCCAAGGACAGGGGCAGCAGGCCGCAGCCCAACCUGGACUGCCUCAAGGUCCCAGACCAGGGCGCUGCUGGUAACGGAAGCGGACCCCCCACUUCAAACGGAGGAAUAGCUCACAGACAGUCGGUCAGCAGGCCCACACCUGGAGGAGGCCGGCCCAAGCCCACCCCCAAGCCAAAGCCGCAGGUCCCCCAGUGCAAGGCCCUGUACGCCUACGACGCGCAGGACACCGAUGAGCUCAGCUUCAACGCAGACGACAUCAUCGACAUCAUCAAGGAAGACGCCUCAGGUUGGUGGACCGGGAGAUUGCGGGGGAAACAGGGCCUAUUCCCCAACAACUACGUGAGCAAGAUCUAGACCCGCUGCUGCUCGGCAACCACCUGGAGAAACGCAUGUGCCACAACUGAGCCUCCCGAGGGAGGUAGCGGAGAGCAGCCAAUCAGAGGGAGAGCGUUCCUCCAUGCCCACACAGCACAUGGGUCCACGGUGCUACUUCCCGCUGUGCCAGACCUAACCGGAAGAGAGCCAGGCAUGUUAUGCGAGGACCCAAAGGAGACCAGAGACUGUUCUCCAGGGCUGAUGAUAGCUACACAAUCCCUGUGAGCACUGAACAAAACUAUUUAUUGUAUUUAUAGCUUACUUUAUUGUUUUUUUUUAUUCUUGUUUUGUUUCUUUUCACCUUAGAAAUAUUUUAAAGGUGAGUUGGUUUAUUUGAAGAGAUGAGGUAUGCAUCACAUGUGGAACCAGGAGGUUUUUUUUUUGUUUUUUUUUUUUGUUUGCCACUGUAUAUCUUUGUUUUUGAAGACAGUUCUUUUAAAUUCUGGAAGGUAGUUUCUUUUGUAGACUUGCAAAUUUUCUGAUAUCUUAAGAUUAACUGGUAGUUUUUAUAUUAUUCCAACCUAGCCUAUUUUCAGUGGGAAUAUUUGCUGCUAAGACAGAUUUUACAAAUAGUAUUGACUCCAGAAGUUGACAAUUCAUUAACAUCACACCCUGUGAAAAGGUAUAUUUAUUUUAGUCCACCUCUGAGCUGUUAUGUACAUUGAUCAUUUUACCCCGGUGAUUAUGAGGACAUUGGGUGUAGAUUUAGGAGACGGUGAUUCAUAUCUGCACAUAGUGAUGGGAGUGGAAAGUUUGUGUUGUUUUCAGCUGCUCCGUGAACUGGUGGAACCUUGAAUUUUGGAAGCGGCGGAGGAACAGUGAAUGUUGGAAAGAAAAAGUGUCGCUACUAACACAACAGUAUAACCUGCAUCCUAAGGCAACUGUUCUGCUCUCAGCAGGUUUCACUCUGUGAUCAAACAAAGGACGCUGAAGCUGAGGGCUGGGCUGAGUUUUGUCAGUGGUUCAUGAGCACUUUAUCAGCAGGGUCCGGAAGAGCUGCAGCGGCCGCUCCUGUCGAGACGCGCUGCUCCAGGAUCUUAGCGAAGGACGUACUUGGCAAACGAAGGGAAAUGUGGAUAAACCAAUGCAUUUUUUUCCAAAUGUUAAAUAG